UCACAUCCGGUAGUUGAGGUCAACUUUCCCACCAGAUCCGCCAUUUCAGCCCGAGUUUGCUUUGCAAGUUACUUUUAAAUUCUUACAAUUUUCCUCAAAGUCAAACAAGUGGGCGUUUUCUGUCGUGCCGUAGCAUAUAUUUGAACUAACGGCACCUCGACAUUUGUUGUAGAAGUUGGCCAUUGUGUCUUAUCUACAGCGGUUAUUUUUGCGAGCGUAGCGCUACCGAUGCUGGGCUUUUUCCACGAGCGUGUCGCACGGUAAACCAAAGUUUUUGUAUGAGUUGCCAAUAGUGGAGGUGAACGGGAAGGCCUCGAGCCUAGGAUUCGAUUAUUAGCCAUGGCCGGUAAUUUUGACGCUGAAGACCGUGCUAGCUGGUACUGGGGGAGGUUAAGUCGUCAAGAAGCGGUUUCCCUUCUGCAGGGACAGAGACAUGGCGUGUUCCUGGUCAGGGACUCGAUCACCAGCCCCGGCGACUACGUGCUGUCUGUCUCGGAGAACUCCAAAGUGUCUCAUUAUAUCAUCAAUAGCAUCAGUAACAACCGGCAAUCGGGACCAGGUCUCAUACCCCCUCGGUUUCGCAUCGGGGACCAGGAGUUUGAGGCGCUGCCAGCCCUGCUGGAGUUCUACAAGAUCCACUACCUGGACACCACCACGCUCAUAGAGCCCGUGAGUAGGUCCAAGCACGCCAGCUUCAUCAGCACCUCCAGUGCCCCUGGGCCCUUACAGCCAGACGAGGUGGAGUUCGUCCGGGCGCUCUUCGACUUCCCCGGCAACGACGACGAGGACCUCCCGUUCCGCAAGGGCGACGUGCUGCGCGUGCUGGAGAAGCCCGAGGACCAGUGGUGGAACGCCUCCAACCAGGAGGGCCGCAGCGGCAUGAUCCCUGUGCCCUACGUGGAGAAGUUCCGCCCGGCCUCGCCCGGCGCCGCCGGAGGGCCUCAGGCCGGCGGGGCCUGCGGCGGGGGCGCCGGGGCCCCGGACGCACCAGGGCCACCGUUGGAGGCGCCCGGCCAGUACGCACAGCCAGUGGUCAGCAACGCCCAGCUGCCCAACCUGCAGAACGGGCCCGUCUUCGCCCGGGCCAUCCAGAAGAGGGUGCCGAACGCGUACGACAAGACAGCGCUCGCUUUGGAGGUGGGCGACAGAGUUGAGGUGACCAAGAUUAACGUGAACGGCCAGUGGGAGGGCGAGUGCAAGGGCAAGCGUGGCCACUUCCCCUUCACACACGUGCGCUUGUUGGUACCGCAGCAACCGGAAGACGAGAGCUGAGAGAGGAGAACCCGGCACACGUCUCUCUCACUCUCACUCUCUCUCUCUCUCUCUCUCGCUCACUUUCUGUCAUCGCACACCCACCAAUAAGACCCGUUCCCCGUUCCCUCUCACCACUACCAAACACAACCACAUACGCGCACGCGCUCUGAAGAGCUCACCGAAUACAGACUGUGUUCGUGUCUUCUCAGUGGGCUGGACUCUUACUGCCUAGAAAGCCAAAUGAGUGCAGCGUUGUCUCACAUCAUUGUUUAUUUGAAUGAAAACAUACACGGAUGGAAGAUUGACGCAACCAGUACAAAACACUAGAUUCCACACAGAAUCCUAACUCAUUGUUUGCACGUUGCUAGACUGUAUAGGUCUUUGUGAGAAGCUGUGCUACAUGUGCAAGAUACUUUAACCCAAGAGGCGCCCUCUCGUGGAGCUGAAUUAUGUUGUGCCUGCGGCUUCAGCCUCUGCACGGUAAAGACUUCACUGGGAUGUACACAAACACACACACACACCCACACACUACAAACAACCAAGUACCAUUUUUCAGACAAAAUGGGAAAUGUGAUGAUAACAACUGACCAUAUACAUGUGUAAUCAAAAAGAUUUUAUGCUCAAUACUGUAAACUGUUAUUUCUUCCAUAUUUAAUUGUUUUCCCAGUUAUUACAGACUGUCCAUUAUAUUUUUAUUCCCAAACACUAUUGGAUGGCAACUCAGAUGGUCAAUGAAAAUAGCUAUGCAGCAGUUGACAAGUGUAAGAAACUAGGGAAUGAAUCUUUAAAAUGAGCAAGUCAUUUUUUAAUUGCCCUUGUAGGGGCAAUGUGAUGUGAUUCAUCGAUGCUGCUUAUAAGCAAGUUUGGACGAUGCCUGGACAUGUGUGUGUGUGUGCGUGAACAUGUGUGUGUGCAAUGUAUGUGAAUAUGUUGUAAUGUUGUUAGUAAGAUACUUGUAGGAGCUCAAUAACAUUUUAGCACACCCUACACACUACCAAGUAACUGACCGCUGAAAGUGACCACUGUGUGCACCUACUUUAUAUCCAUCUUUAAUAUUAUAAAUAGGGCUGGGUAUCGUGGCCAAUUUCCUAAAUCGAUUCGAUUUCGAUUCAAAAAGUUCUGAAUCGAUUAUUCACGAUUCGAUUCAAUCUGCUCUUACAUAAUGAACUGUGUUACAAAUUAGAAAUAUACUUUAUUUUUUCUCUUCAUCUUAAACAACAGGUUUUAAGUGCAAACUUGUAAAUUGGACAGAUUAAUUUGAGCUGUAAACGAAACUGUCUCAAGUCUCAAAAGUGCAAUUUUGAAAUUAGAAAGGAAUUGCAAGUGAAAGUGUACUUGAACUACAACAUUCCAUCACUGCAAAUUGCAUUAAGGCAUUGUUUAUUAAAGGGCAAAAAUAAUAUUAAUGGUAACAAAACUAAAAAAAACUAUAAAAAAAUAAAAUAAAUCGAUCUCAUGCCUAUGAAUCGAUAUUGAAAAAUGUAAAUGAAAUCGAUCCAAAAUUGAUUAAAUCGAUUUUUUUUCUACCCAGCCCUAAUUAUAAAGGCUUGCUUUUGCUAUUAUAUUGGAAUGGAACAGCGUUGCGGAAAAGUGAAAUUGGAUACCUGAUUCUAGAAUACUUUGUUGCAAUCAAAAUGCGGCGUUAUACUUCUGUAUAACACAAUUUUUUUUACUUAAUAAAUGUUUUUGUUUUUUUAAAGGUUAAUUGGAAUGUACGACAUUAUCUCUGCCAAGCCACUACUCUUUCCUGUUGUGUUCUCAUUCUCUGGCCCUGCUAUUGAAGAAGACCUAUAAAUACCGACAGCUGUGCCGCGGUGCCAUAUUCCUCUAUUCGGAUAUUGGUCCCAUAGUUGGAGAUUGAAAUAUUGAGAAAUUUAGCUAGUUGCCCGUGGGAGGUAUGCUGGCUGUUUGUAUGUCGAUCACUGGGGAGGAUUGCCAGAACUUUGUUGUUGUUCGUGUAAUUAUUUGAGUCCUCUCUACCUCAUGUUUGGUUUUGUAAGAGAAGAUGACUUCUGAAUAUGAUAUUAACACGCCUGGACGUUGAUACUCAGUCCAUCAGUAUUUUUAUUUUAUUUUUUACAAUGCUUUCUUUUUAUUAUUUUUUGGAGAAAUAUUAUUUUACGCUAAUAUGCCCCCAUAUACUCGUAUGCCGUGAAUCAUGCAGGUUUUUAUGACAGUUUUGCAUUCUUGUUUGCAACUUCAGAGGAGAAAGUGCCCCAUGCACAGUUUUCUGAGUUUACAAUAUUUGACACUUUUAUAUCCCAUCUUCAUCUAAUUUCACCAUAGAUCAAUAGAGCUGGGUCCAAAGACCUGAGUCAGACGUCAACUGUCUCGCAGUCCUACCGUUUACUUUGCUUAUUUCUUGUAACUUUUCGAAAGAAGUUCAGCGGGAUUGUAGUCUUGCUGGGAUAGAAAGGUUUUAGUCAAUGUCUUCACCAUUUACUCAAUUGAGCCAUUCUGGAUUUUUUUCAGCACCCAUGUUUUCUCAUAUAUAUGGCAUUUCAUCUUGAAUCACAUGAUUUAUGAAAAAUAUUCAAUGUGCAUCAUACUGCCCCAUGAUAAUAAUUUAAUUUAGCUGUUGGCUACCAUCUUAAUGUCACAACCGGAGCAGUUCGUAGACAAGAUAUAAAAA
Molecule: messenger RNA, 3886 nt
Organism: Gadus chalcogrammus (walleye pollock)
Lineage: Eukaryota; Metazoa; Chordata; Actinopteri; Gadiformes; Gadidae
Product: adapter molecule crk-like
Exons: 3
Coding region: 340-1272 (310 amino acids)
Molecular function (GO): protein binding
Source: RefSeq, a predicted model, not a curated record